AUGGAUGACGAGUUAACUGUACAAUCUGCUCGAAAGAACUUUUCGACUGAAGAGCUUUUGAGACUUUUGUCCUAUUUCGAAGGCGAAAUUCAGGCCCGUGAUAUCGUAAUAGCUGCAUUAAAGUCAGAAAAGGCGAAGCAGCUGUUACAUGAAGCCAAAUAUGGACAACUUGCCGGGAGUGAUCCAGUCAGAGCUUUACAACGUGACUCCAGUUUUGUGGAUGAAGGAAAUGAAGUUGAUGAAUCUGCAAUUGGACACAUGUACGAAACGCAGCUGAUGCAACUGGAACGCUUAAUUAGUGUGCAACGGCGCUGCCACAAUCGAUCUAAACAGAUCUUAGCAGCUACAGAGAAGCGGCAUGCACGCAUUUUGCGAGAGUUAGAUGAAGAAAAACAGCGUUCUGCAGCUGAUGCUGCACAGGGUGAUGAUCUUUGUGUUCUACUUGAAAAUGAACGAACUCGUCUUCGUCAGCAACUGGAAUAUGAGCAAAGAGAAGGUGAAAAAGCUCAUAAGGAAGUCGAAAAACUGGAAAAAAAAUUGAGGGAUGAACAAGAACAUCAUAAGUCGAUGGUGUUGUUCUUGGUAAAUGAACGGAAGCAAAUGUUGUUUGAAGUACAUGAAUUGAAAGUUCAAAAUGGUCGUGGUUCUUCAUACGCCCAAGAGACAGCAUUGCUUGCAGAGAUGCGAAAAGAAGUAACUGCCCUACGCUCGGAAAGGGACCAACUGCGUACGGCUUUGGAUGCAGCUCUUUCCGAAGUGCAAGCCCUCAAAGAGAUUGCAAGAAACCAAGAGGAAGAUUUAUCCUUGAUGCGUACCAAUAUACUUGCUAACACGCGAAGUUACGCAAAUAAUUUGCGAUUUUCUGACGAUGGCUCCGUGGUUGUAGCAAACAAAGGUGUUUCAAACGCUUUAUCACCGUCCAAGAAUCUAACACCAGGCUUAUCGCCAGCAGUCAGCGAUUUGAGGCAUCCAGUACGAUCCCGACUUACGACUUCCUCAACCUUCCCAGCCAGUAAUCGGUUUCCUCAUAGUCGUGUUCCUCUUCCAGCACCAUCUUCUCAAUUAGUCUCAUCAAUUGCUCCACUUCCUCCCUCAAAGAAAGGACAACAUCCUGCAACAACUGCACGGCCGGUAACACUGUCAACAAUGCGCGGUAGUAAUAAUCAUUCGUCAUCGCGUGAUCGUGAGAACUCAUCAGAUUCGUCUGAAAAAAUAAAAAAUACAUACUCAGCUGAACCUGAAAUUGAGCAUUUGGGUGCAGUGAUUGAAUCGAUGAACACAGGUAAGCGAAGCGCUUCCUUGCCACGGAAUGGCAAAAAUGGGGUCAUCACUGGAUCACAGGCACGUAAACCUGUUCCAUCGAAAUCUGCUGUCACUGCCAGACGUAGUACAAUUUUCAAAGCUCUCGGUGUAUCCACACGCAAUGACAGGAACGGCACGUAA
This is a messenger RNA of Cercopithifilaria johnstoni, 1443 nucleotides long. The record is from the annotation of a GenBank genome assembly. NCBI's taxonomy places the organism in Eukaryota, Metazoa, Nematoda, Chromadorea, Rhabditida, Onchocercidae.